This is a messenger RNA of Pseudomassariella vexata, 872 nucleotides long. RefSeq lists its product as uncharacterized. The record is from RefSeq and is a predicted model, not a curated record. NCBI's taxonomy places the organism in Eukaryota, Fungi, Ascomycota, Sordariomycetes, Amphisphaeriales, Pseudomassariaceae. The coding region runs from base 61 to 540 and encodes 159 amino acids. The transcript has a single exon.
UCGAGUUGCUGACCGAUAUGACGAAGUAACCACAGGUUUCGAAUCAUUUGAAACUCUUUAAUGGCAUUCACUCGCCACCACAGACGACUGCAUGUUUCAGAUGUGUUCUUCCUGAAUCUCGCAGCCCAGCCAUUGGAUAUUCUCGUACUGAGUACCCCCGGGCAAAUUACAGUUAUGAAUACGUACUAUGGGAAGCCAACUUGCAAUUCGAAAGACACCCACCCAUCGACUUUGCAAUUGGAAUGGUUGGAGGGUCGACACGGGAUUUCAGAUUGGUAUUUCUUCAUGAGACAUCAGGAACAAGGGCAGCACAUGCCUGACCGCUGUGUACAAUGCCGCAUUACUUUCACGAACAGAAAGACACAGGUCGCGAUGCCAGUCAAUGGAUUGAGCUCAUGCGUUGAUGGUCACAUUAAAGCCAGACAUAUCUUUAAUCAGCUAACAUUUGGUCUUCAACUCUGCGUGCUCGCUCACUCGAAACGCAACAGAAGUGCCUCAUGCCAAUCCAUCAACUCAACACGCAUCAUACCAGGAGGUUGAUUCGGAACUGAACGUCUUCAUUUGUCCAGCAUGCUAUGUUUUGGUAUGUCUCCUUUUACGCCCCAUAGCCGAAAUGCAAAGCUACCAAUGCAUCAACGAGACCUCAUGCCAGCAUUUCCUCGCCUUAAUGUAGAAAAUGUGCUGGCCAACGGUAAUCGGUCCCAAAUCGUGAUUCGUUGGUAGACGGAAAUAUUCCUCGCUUCCAAACCCUCACAGGCACCCUCUACAUGACGACACCAGAGUUGCUGGCAAUACGCUGGACAAACAGUUAGUGGGAGCCCUUGGGGUAUGGCAGACAGGAAAACUUACGGGCCACAGCUCAGCAGCUUCCU